This is a messenger RNA of Myxocyprinus asiaticus (Chinese sucker), 1192 nucleotides long. Its product is annotated as protein UXT-like. The transcript is spliced from 6 exons. Bases 247 to 714 code for a protein of 155 amino acids. The record is from RefSeq and is a predicted model, not a curated record. Gene Ontology annotation, biological process: negative regulation of transcription by RNA polymerase II. Gene Ontology annotation, molecular function: transcription corepressor activity. Lineage: Eukaryota; Metazoa; Chordata; Actinopteri; Cypriniformes; Catostomidae.
CGGGUAUCUUGUAAACAAGCGGAGAGCCACGUGACGCACUGAGGGAAAAGUAGAGGAUUUAAAGUCAAAAACAAACUUAUUGCGCUAAAAAGUUGCAGGCUUUAAUUGCCGCAUUUUCCCAGCAGUCGACUGGCGAUGUUUACUGCGAGUUAAGAUUCUAUAUAUUGACUCAUUUUUAAGGAAGUUUCUGACGCUGUGUAUUUGUCUCAUUCUAGUCGAUCUGCAACCAUAUUUUCCCCACAUAUCAUGACUUCCGAGGCACCCAAUAUUAACGAAAAAGCUUUGCAGUAUGAGACUUUCAUCAAUGAGGUAUUGAGGCGAGACUUACAGAGGGUGUUGGAGCAAAGAGAUGGUGUGUAUGAGAAAAUAGCACAAUACCUUCAGCUGAAGAACACAAUUAAAAGCAUUCAGGAAUCUGCCAGUAAAGAACUCAAAACAGAUGUUGACCUUGGCUGCAAUUUCUACGUACAAGCUCACGUGCCUGAUACAUCAAAAAUAUGUGUGGCAGUUGGUUAUGGAUUCUUUGUCGAAUUCACACACACUGAGGCUUUGAAGUUCAUAGAAAAAAAGACGAAUCAGCUAACAGAAUAUACUGAGGUUCUUACCAAAGAUGCAGCAAAGAUAAAGGCCAAUAUUCGGAUGGUUCUGGAGGGAUUAAGGGAAUUGCACGGUCUGAAAGAUCUUCCAGAGACCAGAAGCAGAGAGGUGUUUUAGUAUAAUACAACUAAUAAAAUCAUGAUGUAUUCUUUUUGCGCAUAUGACUUAAUGUUUGUUUCAAACAAUGUAAACAUUAUGGCAGUUAGGUUAAGAUGAACCUUGCCUUUUAACAGGUUAUACUGUUGUUUAAAAAAAAAAUCAGCUGAAUAAAUUGCAACAUUUUCAGCAUACCUCUGUGCCAUUUGGUGAUCAUUUUAACUAUGCCACUGUUUGUGCAUGCAAUACACUAACACAUUUUAUUACUUGAACUCCUUUUAGAUCAUGCAGUUUAUAUGAAUGCAGAUGUUUCUGCAUAGAAAUAUGAACAUGUACGAGGCCUCUUUUCAUUUCUAGAGCACAAGGAUACUGCUAAAAAAGGUUUAGAUAUCUGUAAAGAGAAUUAUAUUAAAUGCAGACCACGAUAUUGUCAUGUGUCAUUCUAUAGUACAGUGGUGGCCAAAAAUAUUGGCACCCUUGGUAAAUAUGAGCAAAGAAG